CAUUGAUAUCGAAAAAUGGCGUUCUGUACAGCUGUGGGUUGCGCAAUUUAUAUGUAAAUGUGCACGAAAAACAUAAUUAAUUUUAUAUUUGGUGUGUAUUAAAUAAAUCUAGACUAGUAAAAUGUUAUAUGUGCCCAACUUCUACCUUCAAUACUCCUUAGUGCUCUAGUAUUCUUUCGUCAGUGGAAACCUGUCAGGGACCGUGUAUUUUUUGUGUUAUGGUGAUGUAUUAAAAUAAUAAAUAAUGAAACGAAAAAUAAUACGGCUGUGCAAAUAAUGUAAAUAUAAUGGCUGUGUUAUGGGUGAUUUUAAUUUUGUUCUCAACGGGCCUGGAAUUCUCACAAGGAUUCCCUGUUGACCCAACGCCGCGGGUCUACCCGCACGAGUCAAGUGGGUUACUGUUGGAAGGAUGGAGCAGUACAGUGCUGCUGGCGCUGGCGCUGAUCCUUACUGCCGCUGUAGUGCUGUUUGGAUGUACUUGGUGCUAUCGGCACAAGGAUUGUAAGUUGUUUACCGCGAGCGUGACGCAUCUGCACGAUGGCCGGCGCGCUCAGCCGUUGGACUCGGGUUUCUCUGAGCCGGUCAACAACAACAUUAGUGAAGACAACAACAAUGGUCCGAUAUCGUUGCGGGAGAUGCAGAACAUCGCUAACAACAACGCAGCCGUGUACAUCACUAGCGAGAAUGAAGAGAGGAAUCGGAUUAGUCGGGAAUCGGUCGUUGAAUUCGAACCGCUUCCGGCCGAUAUACGUGUUGUAGAUCCGCUUGAAAGAUGUGCGGAUUGGUUCGCUGGUGAGGAUUUCCAAAGGGACCAACUUCAGUAUCUAAGAGAAAUCGGUCGCGGCUGGUUUGGCAGAGUAGUAAAGGGAGAAGUAGACGAUGGAUGCGGCAUCUCGACUGUAGCAGUGAAGAUCCUCAAUCAAAAUGUCAGUUUGGAAGACAAGGCGCGUUUCCUCGAUGAAGCCCGACUGUAUAGAGACAUGGAUCACGAGAACGUACUGAGUUUCGUUGCUAAAUGCUUGCAGGAAGACCCGUGGAUACUUCUCUUUGAAUUAUGUUCAAUGGAUCUUCAACAAUAUCUAAUAGUGAACCGUCCAAAAAUGGCUAUAUUGAACGAAAGCGGGGUACCCCUUCAACUGAUGUGUGACGUCAGCUCCGCCCUUGCGUACAUUCACUCGAGAGGGUACUUGUACGGCAAUUUAUGGAGUGGCAACAUACUGGUCCGUGGUAAUGAGAACGUUCGCGCCGUCCUCGGAUGUUACAGUGCAAGUGAAGCCCCAGUACAAUGUGCGCCGCCCGAGACGAACAGACAGCCGCCCAUCUACAAUACUAGCAGCGAUGUUUGGUCGUUGGGGUGGCUGGUGUGGGAGGUGUGUGCGUGGGGAGCGACACCACCCCCGCCGCCCGCGCCUGCCCCGGAACUGCCUUGCCCCUACCGGAACCAUCUAUACCAAGUGAUGCAGUUGUGCUGGAGCUCUAAUCCAGAAGGUCGUCCGUCGGCGUCUCAAGUGCACGCUCUCAUAAACCACUUGUACUACACGCACUCUCACACGAACGACUCCGCCAAAGACCAGGGCUACUCCAGCAGUGAUUUCGAGGAACGCUGGCAGAAAUUAAAACCCAAUACCAUACCCAAGAUAGAUGAACACGUAGCGAUCAUACACGCGCCGUCCACCUCCACGGUGUCACAUUUCACUAGAUCUGACCAGGAAUAUGAUAACACACAAACUUUGCAAGAUUCCCUCAGCGUUGAACUAGACACGGCCGUCUCGGGUACUAGCAGCAUAAUGUCCGACAGAGACCCACUGUCUGUUCAACUGAAGUCCGACAGUCUAACUAACUUGCACGGGUCUCUGGAAGACGUAAGAAAUAUCUACCUCACUCACAACGAAACGGCAGCGCUCGAAUGCCAUCAAGGUAAUAUGCAACUAGAGGAUAGUAGGGAGAGGGAACAAGACCGCUCCGACAGCUCUAUGGAUCCUUGGCUGAAGGAUAUAAUGAAUGGCAGUCAAGACGACGUUAGUUAUUACAAAGACGUUAGUGACGUCAUAAAGAAUCUCGAUAACAUUUUGAACUCGGAGAAGACUUCGAGUUCGGAAUCCAGUCACCAAGCCAGUCCAUCCAGGGAUAAUUUAAGUUUAGAGUGUAAGAAAGAUUAUCCAAUGCAAACUAGUAUGGUAAAAUCGCCUGGUAUCAGUAAUUUUCAGAAUAUUCUAGAUAUGGGAUUUGAUUCGAAAUCGGAGAGUCCAGUACGUUGCGAGGAAGACGAAGGAGAUGGUGAUACAAUUGGCACGCUUAGCCAUUCUUUUGAACGGCACAGCGACACAAUAAGUCAGCAGACUUUAGAAAAUCUUACUCCAGACACUCCGAACGUGGACUUAAAAAGUGUUAGUAGCCUGAAUGAUUUCAAACAGAGCCUCGGUAUUAUGAAUAGGGAUAAUUUGAAACCAAGAGAUGAAGAUAGUCAUUUGCCAAAUGAAAAUAAUGUAGUCAGUAAUAAUAGUGUAGUGCCCAAGUUGAUGGAACUCUGUGUAUCCUCAAUGCCUAGUGUAAGUGAAAACAAGGAAAAAGUGAUCUUAAAACAAGACUGUCAAACAUCUAACAAUAAUACAAGUGAACUAGUAAGUGUUUGCAAACAAAAUAAGUCAAUAGAUGAUAAUAUCGCCUUUAUUAAAAAUGAAAUAGACUUAGAAAAUGGGCUAAGAAACAAAGAUGAAAUCAUUGUGAACGAAAAAAUAUCAAAUGAUACUCAACCAGAAGUUAGAAAACAACAGAAAAGUGAUAGCCAUGAACAAUAUUCAAUCACAAAACAGUUUAAUUGUAAUGAUAAUGCAGUUGAUGAAAUUAGUUCAAGUGCUACCAACGACAUAAAAAAUGCUGAUGAGGAAGAAGAAAUUCCUGCCGUUCUCUUACAAAAUACUGAAGGGCCUGAAAUAGCUUGUAAUAAAAUGCUAGAUACGGCUGUACUGUCAAACGAGGGACUAAAUGACGCCAUCAACGAAAUUAUAGCCGAUAAUAGUGAAACCAAAAACAUCUCAUCUACAUGUCAAGGAAAGCAACAAAUUAGCAACGAAAGCAUCAGCCCUGUGAUGAACUGCACUUAUACAAAUAAGUACGAUGAAUCGUUGGAUGCUGAUUUAAUUGGCGAUAUUGAUAAACGACCUUCCAAUGAUAGUGAUAACGUAGCUGCAACACAAAUUGUAAUCCAAGAACCAAUAAUAUCUAAAACCAAUUCAAUAUUACUAGAACAACAUUUGGCUAAAGAAAUAAAAAACGAAAAUACACAUGAAGAAGUAUACACAGAAUUACAGAGUGAUGUGAACGAAACAAGUAACAUGGUUUUAAAGUUGAAGGAAAGCAUUCAAAGCGAUGCUAACCACAUACAUGGAGACAAAAUAAGUGAUGAAUUAAUGCCAGUCUCUGAAAAUAGAGAUGAUUUUUCUGCUGAAGAAAAAAAAAUAUCAAGCGCCAGCUUACAGCCUUUAGAACCAAUAACAAGAACAGAGCAACCUGAAACAGUACAAAAUAGUGAUGUAAACACAUGCGAAUCAAAUGUAAUAGUCAAUAAUGACGGAGUCGAUAGUUGUAGAAGAAUUCUCGAUGAUUCCAUUUCUGAUAAAGUUCAAACUAGUGAUAAAGUAAUUCCUGGUCUUAUUCGUGCUGAGGCGUUUGCAACUGAAGAAAAUAUUACACGAGAGGCCGAAGAUGCAAUAGAAUCUAAUAUAAGCCCCAAUGAACAAUCAUCAACAGAAAAAUUUAGUGAUAGCACUGUAUAUAUGGAUCUCAUUAAUGAUACGAAUAGUAAAAUUUUAAAAGACGAAUCCUUAGAUAGUAAUAUUAAAAAUGUCAUUAAAUCUUGUUUAGAUGUAUCCGAUACGGACACCCAAUGGAGUUUAGUUAAAAACGAUUCCACGGUUUAUUUAGAUCUCCCUAGUUUGGUAAAGGAAACUCAUGAUUUUCUACAUUCUGAAAAAAUGUUAAGUAGUAAAACUGUUGAACUUGGUAAUGUUUAUACAAGUACGCCUAAGGGCAGUAAUACAUCAACUGACAGUACUUUAGAGGCUGAAGAUCAGGAGACAGAAAUUAUGUCUGUGACUAAAGUGCCCGACUAUGGACCGGGAGUGACGUUAACAAAAUUAGAACAAAAACACGUCCCGGAAAAUGUAAGUCCAUUUGACUCUCCAUCUAAGAGUCACCACACAGACACCUAUGAUGAAAACAGUUCCGUAGUACUAGGCCCUUUUGAAAACUUCACCCUUGACCUUUUUAAGGGUGUUAAGUCAGACCUUACCGACCUCCACAAAGAAGAGAUACUGGCGCUCUCAUCAAACUUUAGCGAAAUGAACUUGGAAACGCCUUCUCCAUUAAGGGAUAGCAAUUUUCUCAAUGAAGUUCCGGAUAUUGUACCGGACGAAUUGCAUUUUGAUGAUAUAGCAACGCUCAGUGAAGGAAAGCCGGAAUCCCUCUCAGCCAAUAAAACGGAAGAAACUGAAGAACAAUCUUCGACGGAAAAACAUGUUUCGCCUUUGACACCACCUAAUUCGCCAGGAAAUUUUCUUGCCACUACAAGCCAUCAAAAAUACUUAGUUGACAUAGAUAUAAAUAAUUCUAAUUUGCCAAAUGCUUCCAACGAAGAUGUCGUGGAUUUAAACCAAAUUGAUCUCCAAAUUACUACAAAGUUGGCAAUGGCUGAGAAUGAGAACAACAUGAAUUUAGAGUACUCGGGUCCAUUAACCGAAGAAAGCCUUAUAUUUAAUGAGUCUGUUAUAAUAGCAGAUAGCGAAGCUGUAGCGGAGUCUUACUUGGCAGGCAAUAAAAGUUCAGGAGAGAAUUUAAGAGAUAGUCUUGCCAUUGAUGAGGAAAGAAUGAAAGAACUGAGAAACGAAUUGGAAUUGAAACUGCCAUUAGCUCAGGUAGCAGGAAUCGAACCUGCUGUAGAGAGUGAGUGGACGGAACUACCUCCGCCUCCUGAGCUAGUUUUAACUUAUGGCGCGCUAUCACCGAUCGCUGAGGAGACACGCAUGCAACUGUCUGCAUACGAAAAUGAUGAUCAAUGGAACACAUCAACCCGUACGGAGUCUUCUGCGAGCUAUCCCGAGCCUUGCAACAACUCCGACGAACUAACAGACCUUCCGACCGCGCAACACUCCACAUACACGAUCACCAAGGAUAUAAAUCACACCUACACUGUACAGAAAGAAGUUCCAAGCAGCAAAGAAAUCACCAUGAGCGCUGACAGCUUAAACGCCAGUCCGUUGAAAAAACUGGAUGAAAUCCCAUCUCCAAUCGACGAUUUGACAUACACUAAGAACGACGAUGAAAAAGAUGCGAACUGCGAAAGAUUGUCUCAAGUAUCUCCAUUUCUUCUCAGCCCGACCACAGAUACAUCAGUACCAGAAUCAGAUAACGUAGCUGGUGUUUCAACAGUAUCAAAAACAACCGUCCCCACAGACGCGAAGACGUCCAAGCCGUCCGAAACCCAAUGUUUAUCAAAGGCAGCAAGUAUAGACUCGUGGUGUUCAAACGACACGCUAUAUAAUGUUGAAGAAAACUUUGACGAUCUUGCGAUGGAUUCGGACGUAGCUGUGGAUAUCGAGGCUUAUAUAGAAAAGGAUAUGAGUGAAAGUGAAGACACUCUCACCCACAACGAUGAUGAUAAGGAAUUAAGCCAUUGUUCCACGUAUAUCAUUCACGACAGUAAAUCUGAAGUCUGCGAAACAUUUACACCAGACUCAAUUACUGCUAACGAUAAUUACACGUACACGAAAGUAAAAUCAGAAGCGGUCGGCACUACGCCCUCCGUCAUAACGAAAUCUGAUUUAAACGACUCAACAAAAAAUACUCAAACGAAAGAUUUAGCAUACGGAACCUUAAUGUCCGGGCUACCGACUUACUCACACUGCACAACGGAAUUGGCAUCGGGUAUAGAUGACUCGUGGAAACUUCAGCAACCAGAGUUGGUUAGGAGAUCUCCAAUAGGCGAUGAAGAUAAAUUUACUCCUCCAAAAGUCAUUGAGAAUAAAAAAAGUUCUGAAAACGAUGGUCCUCAGCUUAGUGUAGAGCCGCGAUUAAGAAAAAUAGAUAGUGUUGAAAUCACGUGUCUGAAGGAUUCAUCUGAUGAAGUCAAUAAGUGUGAGAGUUUAGAAGGACCGAGCUUAAAUGAAAACGACAAUAACGGAAGUCCGAAUAUCCAUUUUCGUAACUUGGCCCAAUCGGUAACCAGCACUCCGUUUUCCAUCGUGGUCGAAGAUGUAGACGAAGUUGAAUCAAUACCUAUCAAACUGCCUGAUGCUGACGAAGAUAAUUCAGAGUGCGUUGCAAGCAGUCUUCCCAACUUCCAAACGUUUUUUCAGUCGGCUGAAAAAAGACCUCAUGACAUAUCAUCUAAUAAUAGCAAAGAUGGUGUUAGUUCCGAAAUUCUAUUAGAAGGGGAGAGUAAAUCGAUUAGUAACAAAGAUUUAACAGAUAAUACACCAGGAUAUUCGGACUUUGAAAAUUCUGCAAAUGCAAAGCCCCAGGACACUAUCGAGUCGGAGAGAUCUAGUCAGAUAGAAGGAGGGAGUCAGGAUGAAUUCCAAAAGUUCGAGAGUUCGGUCAAAAACCGCCCACAGGAUCUUUCGUCGGUUACCGAUGCUAGCUCUCUUUUAUUAAAAAGCGAAAGGCGAUCUAGCGAAAUAGCUAUGGGCCUCUACACUAACGCUGACUUUGAUAUUACUAGUCAAUCGGUUAAACAAAGCUCAGAAACAGAAUCUCCUAGUUAUAUAGUUAACAUUUCGAACCUGGCUGAAUCUCACGCGUUAUGUAAUGAUCAACCAUUGAACGUAUUUAUUACUGAUUUGGAUGCGGAAGAAGAGACAGAACAGCCGCAUUCGAUUAUAAUAACUGAGAGUCCCCUAAUAGCUGCUAAGGUGAGCCCUAACAGAACUUUCGACUCGCAUUCAAAGUCGAACCGAAACAAUGCAAACGACUCUUAUGAUUCACACGCCAGUGGCUAUCAAGCCGUCAAGAAUAUUUGGGUCAACGAAAGUUUUGAACCAAAUGAAAGAGUCAAUGGCUUAAGCGGCGCUAUAUUAGUUGAUAAUAUAUGCGAAAACGAGGCUCUAAGUGAUGUUCAGUUUUCUUCGAUUAGUAUUUACUCCGAACCUAGUGCGAGAGAAUCUCAAAGCGAAUCUUUGACAGGAAGAGAAAAAAGUGUUCAAGAAAACAGAUCAGUGAAAAAUUCAGAUGAAAAUGUUGUUUUAAAAGAAGGCACUAAAUGCAAUGGAAGCAAUGAAGUGUAUGCAACAGUGAACUAUCUGCACGAAACGUUCGAGGAACUGUUAGAGAGUAACGUGGACGAUAACGACUUCGGCAGCAGCGACGUUAACAGAGAGGAGCAAACUAUUAGUUGCGAGAAAUCAACUGACAUCGUAACGGAUUCGGAAUCCAUCAUGAGUCAGGUCAACGACGAGGGAUCGCUCAAUGAAGUAACAGCGGACGUCUCCGUCGACAAAAAUAAGCAAAACGACGGCGGUGACAACGAAGAGGAUAAAAAGAUAGCCCUGGUAACAGACAAUUUCUUACAAAACGAAAAGAACUUCUGCCAAUUGGAUUCCUACUUUCCCCUUCUCAGCGAUAUAAGAUUUACUGGUCCGGCUACUGAAAUAAUGAGCACAUCGUUCACCCAAGAUUCACCAACUGAUCCAACGUCACCUGAGUGUGAGCAGGAUAGCAAAAAAGAUCCCACAGCCGAGAUAUUGAAAGAGUGGGACAGCGAUAGCGAUAGUCACUCGUCUAACUCGUCCAGCGGUGAAUUCAUAUGGAAGGACGGCGACGGACAGCUGACUUCGCUGGUCCCAUCCACUGUGUUCGACCACCAACGGGAGGGUGUAUCCCAGAGUCAGGCGGGAGGAGGUGAUGUCCAGGGUGAGGGUGCCGCGUCCUCGGGCGGAGAAUCCGGUUCGGGAUCGGAAGGAGACGAAGUUGAGUUCGUGCCCUCCUCCUGGGACUGUAGGGCUGCUCCGGCUAAAUCAUCUCUCAGAAGUUUAGAACAACCACCUGAGAGCAAGAAACGUGUUGUUUUCAAGAGGCAGAAGUACCACUGUGUGUAUGAAUAUCCUCGUGAAGUCGCUGACAUCGAAGUGGACUCUCCAGCGUCAUACCUGCCAGACUACUCCACUUAUUCGGACUGGGAUCCGACGAGCGCUGAAGAAGCGGAAAUGGGAUACGGACAGUUAUACGGAGGACCUGACCCCUUAGAUCUGUUCUCAUUACGCUCAGGGAUAGCGUUUGGAGCGGAUUACGACGAAGACUUUUUCAUAUCAUCAUCGGCUCGACCUUUCGAGAGCUUAGGCGUUAUGUCCACCACAAGCCAGUUCUUCCCGGGCAUGCACGUAAAGCCUAUGCUGGAGCGUCAGCUGUCUGAUGACGUCAGCGAGGACUUUCCCCCUCCCCCGUCUCCCCUAGCGACCCCUGUACACACCAACAGUAAUAAUACUCAAACAGCGAUAGCCCUUACACCGACGCCGUCCUUCGACUUCACAACCCCUGACUCGGGUGUCGAAGAUAUAACUCCCGGCUCGACGGUAGAAGAAGACUUCAAAGAUAAGAGGCUCCCGGAAGUAGAUGCGUGCUGGCGCGGUGACAGCGCCAGCUCAAGCGAAUCAGUCAGCCCGAGCUCGCCCAGAGAGGCGCUCGGGGGUCUGCGGCACACGAGGGAUAAACUGAAGUUAGAUCUACCGCCCAGUCCGCACGCACACGCGCCGUCACCCAGACACAGUCGCGUGUUCAGUUUCGUGCUCGACAAACCCAAGAGAUCUAACUCUGGAGAGAUUACAGACGAGUCGGCGACGGUACCUCCGACCACCACCGACACAAGGGAAGACGUCAUGCCAGAACCGACCUUCUCCACGUUCGGGAAGAGCGCCCACUGCAGGCCGGCGAACAGCUCGGACACUGAUAAGAUCAUACUAACAGAUGAAUUACUGCAGUGCGAGAUGACCUCGGAGGAGGUGAAGGAGGGGAACGCUAGGGGAGAGACGAAGGGGGAGGGGACCGUGCUGGACAGUGGGGAUGAAGACUCGGGGAUAGAGAGCAGCGCCAAGACAACGCUAGAGAGAAACAAACCGGCCUCCGACGUGUCCUAGAGAAAGUGUAGUCAGUAGGCUGUAUAUAAGCUAGGGCUCCCGCAGUAUUGGGCUAGGUGGUAUGGACGAGGAUCCAGGAAUAUUCAGUUAUCAAAAACAGCUAAUGCUAUAAUUUUCUUCCAUAAUUUUUAUUAACAAUAUAAUAAUACCUUCAUAUAAAGGUCCUUGUCCUAACAAACCACCACAUUUUUGUUCUGACCCCAACGUAUCCCGGCGUCGCCUGAGACGUCGCUGAUCGCCGACCGUAGUAAAUACAUUAGUUUCGCAUGACAUGUUAUACAUAUCGAAUUUAGAUCUGUUUUUAUGAUUGUAAUGAUACGAACAAUGGAGAUACGUACUAUAUAAAGAUGGCUGCCGGCGCGCGAGCAGACCCGCCCCCGCCCCCGCCCCGCCAUCAUUGAUACACAACAAUGGUACAAAGAGCCGUGAAUUAUUUAACGUAUGUGUAGAUAUAGCGCUGUCAUAUUUAUAAUUGUAUUUGUAAGGAAUGCCUUCUCGGCUCGUUCUCGCCAUAGUUACGGCCUACGAUAUUUUACACGGUCGCAGUUAACAAAUGAUAGUUUAGAUGCUAGUUAAAAUUUUUAUUGUUCACAUUAUAUAGUAGCGUUUUAUUAGAUUUUACGUCGUAGUCUCGAGGCAUGUCACUGGAACACGCGAUGUUAUAUAUUUUUUUUAUUUAUUUGAUUACGUAACAUGUAUUUGAUUAUAAGGAUGUAACGAGUUAAGUGUAUGUGUUGUGUCGUAAAUUAACUCUGUUUCCGUAGUAUUUACCGUACUUAUACAAACAACACUAUCGCGCACAACGGCUACGCAUCACUAUUAUUUGGGGUGCAGUUCGGAAACAAUUAUUUUAAUAUAUUAUUUCUGUUUUCUUAUCACAUGUUAUAUUCUAUCAAUGAUUUCUCAGCCGGUCACUUUCAAACGGUUUGUCGGACUGCACUCAUUAGUGUCUCGAUAUCGAAAGCCAACUCCUAGUUAAGUGAACUCAUUAUAUCUAGUAAGUGUUAGUCGUAUGUUCGGGGGUCGUCGAACGUUUCGUAUCUAUUGAGUCUCGGCGGACGGAAACUCAGUACUAGUAAUUUUUACCUUUAUACCGUAACACUUAGAAUAUAGAUAUGAAUGUUAUCGAAGUAUAGUAUCGCACCGAGCGUACGUGAGCCGCCGAGCCGCCGAGCCGCCAGUGCCAGUGCGCGUCAUCCCGUGAGGAGAACGUCCAAGUGUGACCUCGUGUGCAAUCCUCCUCGUUUCCGUGUCGCGGUUUAGUUAUUUAGUCGUGUACUGUAAAUAUAAUUUAAAAUUUAUGAAUUGGAAACGGUAAUUGUUUUUUUUUUAAUAAGAAAAAUGUAUUAAUUCUACUACAUGUUUAUUGUUCUGAUCUUUAUUAUUAUUACUUUUUACAGUUUUUUUUUAAUUGUUUCGUUAAUGUACAGUUGUAAAUAAUCGGUAGAUGUUCAUUUUGUUGCAAUUAAAAUGGAGGUUUUAUGUUUUUUUUUUAGAUUUAGAAUGCGAAAUCGAUGAUCCAAGGUUUCGGUUGGCCGGGCCGGUAUAUUAUUAAACUGAUUAGAUUUUAUAUAUAAUGAAUACAAUAAUCUCCAAAACCAAUGGACUUGUUUAAUUACAGUUAUACAAUAAUUACAUGGAAUUAUUACAAUUAAUUUGUCUUACAAUUAUUGCUGUAUUUAUUGUUUGUAAGUUGUUGUUUUGUAUGAACUCAGCAGUAUUUAGUGAAUGUAAACGCAUCGGAAGUUUUUUUUCAUAUUGUGACUUUGUGGAGUCUUUAAAAAUAUUUAUAUGAAAAAUAAAUGAUUAAAGUUUGUGACUU
This is a messenger RNA of Danaus plexippus (monarch butterfly), 10947 nucleotides long. RefSeq lists its product as uncharacterized. Gene Ontology annotation, molecular function: protein tyrosine kinase activity; ATP binding. The transcript is spliced from 18 exons. Bases 288 to 9125 code for a protein of 2945 amino acids. NCBI's taxonomy places the organism in Eukaryota, Metazoa, Arthropoda, Insecta, Lepidoptera, Nymphalidae. Gene Ontology annotation, biological process: protein phosphorylation. The record is from RefSeq and is a predicted model, not a curated record.